Tigriopus californicus is the source of this 396-nucleotide messenger RNA. RefSeq names its product small integral membrane protein 12-like. The coding region runs from base 1 to 234 and encodes 77 amino acids. The transcript has a single exon. The record is from RefSeq and is a predicted model, not a curated record. NCBI's taxonomy places the organism in Eukaryota, Metazoa, Arthropoda, Copepoda, Harpacticoida, Harpacticidae.
AUGUGGCCGGUUCUAAUGGCUGCCCUGCGGAACUACGCGCCCAUGGUCGUGUUCCCGGCUGCGUGCGUCAUUGGCGUGAUCGGCUAUAACUUGGAACGAACGCUGACGGAUCGAUCCACGCCUUGGUCCAAAUCCGUGAUUGAGCGGCGGGAAGAGCGGAAAAUGAACGAGAAACCCGAAGACGAGUUCCGAGUGCCCGCUACGAUCUUUGAGCGCCGCCAGAAUCCCUCGUGACCAGCACGGUUACCUUGGUUGGCCAUUAGUCAGAUGUAUUGCAACUAUUUUUAGAACGAUAGAGUUAGUCGCUAGGACUUAAAAAUAUUCAUUUUUGGCCUGCCUUUGGAGCUUCCUGGAAAGGCUCGGCGGAAGAAAAAAUAAAGAUCUUUAAAGCACUAA